Molecule: messenger RNA, 1710 nt
Organism: Colletotrichum karsti
Lineage: Eukaryota; Fungi; Ascomycota; Sordariomycetes; Glomerellales; Glomerellaceae
Product: choline sulfatase
Exons: 2
Coding region: 1-1710 (569 amino acids)
Molecular function (GO): sulfuric ester hydrolase activity
Source: RefSeq, a predicted model, not a curated record
AUGGCUCCCGACCUCAACUCUCUCCCCUCCUCGCCUCUGGCACAGCCAAGCGGCAGGCCUACCAAUGGCAACGGUCAUGCUGCGGCGCCGGCUCCGGCCCCUGCUCAGCAGCCCAACAUUCUUUUCAUCAUGGCCGACCAACUGGCCGCGCCUCAGCUCAAGAUGUACAACCCGGAGUCUCAGAUCAAGACCCCGAACCUGGACGGCCUUGCGGCCCAGUCUGUACAGUUUGACUCAGCCUACUGCCCUUCACCACUCUGCGCGCCCUCCCGUAUGAGUCUUAUCACGGGUCUUCUGCCCAUGAAGAUCGGCGCAUACGACAACGCCGCCCAAAUUUCGAGUGACAUUCCCACAUACGCUCAUUACUUGCGUCUGAAGGGCUACCAGACAGCACUGGCCGGCAAAAUGCAUUUCAUUGGAGAUCAAUUGCAUGGCUAUGAGACUCGCCUGACCAGCGACAUCUACCCUGGCGACUUUGGCUGGGCCGUCAACUGGGACGAGCCAGACACCAGACUUGAAUGGUACCACAACUCCAGCUCAAUUCUUCAGGCUGGCCCCUGCGUGCGAAGCAACCAGUUGGACUACGACGAGGAGGUCAUGUACAAGUCCACCCAAUUCCUCUACGACCACAUCCGCGAAGGCCCUGAGAAACGCCCCUUCGCCCUGACUGUCUCUCUUACUCACCCUCACGACCCUUACACCAUCGAGGACAAGUACUGGGACAUGUACGAGGACGUCGACAUCACCCUGCCCAAGGUGCGCAUUCCCAAGGAGGAGCAGGACCCUCAUAGCAAGCGUCUCAUGAAGGUCUGCGAUCUCUGGGACUACGACUUCACGGAUGAGCAGAUCAAGAGAGCUCGUCGCGCUUAUUAUGGUGCCGUCAGUUAUGUGGAUGACUGCGUUGGCAGGCUUCUUUCCGUACUGAAGAAGAGCGGUCUUGCGGACAACACCAUUGUCAUCUUCAGCGGUGACCAUGGAGACAUGCUCGGUGAGCGCGGUCUGUGGUACAAGAUGAGCUACUUUGAGUCGUCCGUUCGAGUGCCUCUCUUCGUCCACUACCCCAAGCAGUUCGAGCCUCACCGCGUUACUCAGAACGUCAGUACUCUGGACAUUCUUCCAACCUUGUGCGACUUGGUCGGCACGAAGCCAGCAUCAUUCCUACCCAUGGAUGGCGUGUCGUUGCUUCCCCAUCUCGAGGGCAAGGAGGGUCACGAUAAGGUUUACGCCGAGUACACGGGUGAGGGCACUGUUAGCCCGCUCAUGAUGAUUCGGGAGGGGCCUUGGAAGUUCAUCCACUGCCCAGCGGAUGGCACCCAGCUUUUCAAUCUCGAGCAUGAUCCACUGGAGCUUGUCAACUUGGCUUCUAGCAAGGCCGCGAAGGCCAUUGAAGCAGAGGCCAAGGCCAAGUUGGAGGAGUACACGGCCGAGAGCAAGCGCAAGUGGGACUUUGACGCUAUCACGCAGGAGGUCUUGACGUCUCAGCGUAGGCGCAAACUGGUGUGGGGAUCUCUCACCAAGGGCGCCUUCACCAGCUGGGACUUCAACCCCGAAGACGACGGCAGAAUGAAGUACAUCCGCUCCCAAAUCCCUCUCGACGAACUUGAACGCCGCGCUCGUUUCCCGGCCGUUGAUAAGUAUGGCCGGGAAAUCGACACAGCUGUCAUCGGGAAGCGUGUUCUAGUCGACCAAGCAGGAUCUCACGGCCAGUAG